AUGCAUCCUGGCACGCCGGCGGCCUCCUGGCUCCCUGAGCCCGCACCCCAGGAGCUGUGCGCCUUCAUGAGCGGGGUGGCUGCCCAGAUCCUAAAGACCCUGCAGCCUCGGAAGACUCGGCCCCCCCGGAGAAAAUCCACCCCGCGGAGAUUCCCCUACAGUCCUCCGUACAGGAGUUCUGCCCACUGCCAGGACGCCACCCAACGGUGGGCCCGGGAGGGCCCAGGCCCCCAGGCCAGGCCCCGGCUCCCACGGCCGCCCUCCCCCUUCCUUGGGGUGGCCCAGGCCCUGGCGGCCCCCGAGAGUCCGGGCCCGGGGCUGGCCCUGAGUGCCUGGGAUCUGCAGAGCCCGACGCACGAGCUGGCGGAGAUCGUCCCUUUGGGCCCCGGGCCUUCCCUUCUUCCUGCAGUUACCGAAGACUCCUCCGGGUUUGUCCAGCUGCCCCCCGACCCCUCUGAGCCGCCGCUAGUGACUCUCCCCCCAAUGAUCGCAGAUACCCAGGACCCAGGACCGUGCCCCACUAUGGCCCGGGGGUCUCGGAAAGGGCCCCUGGCUGUGGGGACGUGGGUCCCGUCCUGCGGGAGCCCGGAGCUCUCCCGCCCCCUCCUCUGCUAGCUGCCCCCCGGGGGGGGGCGCUCCCUCCCGCCCCCAGCCCGGAGCCCGGCUCAGCAGGUGUUAAAUAAAUGCUAGCACCGAA
Molecule: messenger RNA, 697 nt
Organism: Antechinus flavipes (yellow-footed antechinus)
Lineage: Eukaryota; Metazoa; Chordata; Mammalia; Dasyuromorphia; Dasyuridae
Gene: C3H19orf85
Product: chromosome 3 C19orf85 homolog
Exons: 2
Coding region: 1-615 (204 amino acids)
Source: RefSeq, a predicted model, not a curated record